UGUUGGAAAGGAAGAUUUCGACAAGACAAAGCAGAGAGGAGCUGAUAAGAAGGGGAGUGCUGAAGGAAAUGCCUGAGCAAGAUGGUGACGUAACGGUAAAUUUUGAAACUUCAAAUGGACACACAGUAGCCAUUGGUGAAGAAAGCAUACAGGAAGAAAAUGUGGUAAAAACCAGUGAAGAUAGUGGUACUUUAUCAGAGAAAGCAUCAGCAUUGGAAGGCAAAAAAGAAGACCAAAAAGAGAGCACUACUGAUCACUGCCCAGAAAUCCCGGCAUCCCAUGCUCCACCACCACCCAAGCCUAAGCCUAAAUCUAAAAAAGCUCCACUACCACCAAAAAAUGCUAUUGCUGCUUCCACCACCACCACCAGCCAUAACAGUAACGAAGCACCUCACGCUAAAAAAAAGGGAAAGGCUCCUGCUAAGCAGCCUCCUCUCCCACCACCCAAGCCAACAAGUCACGGUGCAAACCGAGAAGCUGCUAGUUCUUCUCAUGCAAAAAAACCACCAGUCUCCAAGUCUUCAUCACCAUCUCCUUCGUCCACAUCAUCUCAUCCCAAAGCCUCUAAGGAGACUUCCAGCAAAUCGGGCACAUCAGGGACUCCCAGGGGCAAGAAAAAACCUGGGAAACAGUCAGCCCCACGAACAGCACCGGAUGGGGCUGCUUCUUCCCCCUCAGGUGUCACAGCCAACAGGUUGGAAGUGAAGGCAGAAAAACCCGAACCUGAGCAACCUUCCAUAGUAAUUUCCGAAACGGAGGACGCAGACCAACCGAGCAAGCUCGUUGUCCCCCCUCCUCCCACCGCUGCCCCUCCACCACCUCCACCUCCACCUCCUUUUCCUGCUGCAGCUGGUCAGCCUGUUGUCCCCUCAGAUGCCCAGGACAUCUCAGACGGCUGUGUGGCAGGGUCGGCCGUCCCCGCAUUGGUUACUAAACCUCUUCUCCAGACUGAGCAUGGCACGGACGAGAGCCCGAGCAGUACGGCCCUAGACAGCAGUCCAGAUGCUAGUGGAGGAGACACAAAAAGCUUGGCUACCAAAGAAGACCAAGAAGUGGAGGCACCUGACCAGGCAUACUCUGAACCGGUGGGGGAGGCUUCUGAUGCUGCUGCCCUUCCUGAGAGCGAAAGUAGCAGAGAGAGCCACAGCAGCGACUCAGACUCUGAUGGGCCGAUACUGUACACCGAUGAUGAUGAAGAUGAUGAUGAUGAUAACACAAGUGCUGAAAGCUCUUUGGCAAGUAAAAUUCGUCGUAGGGAUACUCUUGCUAUCAAACUUGGCAACAGACCAUCUAAGAAGGAAUUAGAAGACAAAAACAUCUUGCAGCGUACAUCCGAAGAGGAGAGGCAGGAAAUCAGACAUCAGAUUGGAACGAAGCUAGUGAGGAGACUCAGCCAGAGGCCUACAACUGAAGAGCUAGAGCAAAGAAAUAUCCUGAAGCAGAAAAAUGAAGAAGAGGAACAGGAAGCCAAAAGAGAAAUAAAACGUAGACUCAGUAGAAAGCUCAGCCUGAGGCCUACAGUGGCUGAACUUCAGGCAAGAAGAAUCCUUCGAUUUAACGAGUACGUGGAGGUCACAGAUUCUCCGGAUUACGACCGUCGUGCCGACAAGCCUUGGGCCAGGUUAACUCCCGCAGACAAGGCAGCAAUACGGAAAGAACUGAAUGAAUUUAAAAGCACAGAAAUGGAAGUACAUGAGGAAAGUCGGCAAUUUACCAGGUUUCAUCGUCCAUAACUGUUUGACCACAUCCCAUAUUUCAUGUAACAGUUUUCUUUGGGGAAAUCAUUGC
Cariama cristata (Red-legged seriema) is the source of this 1788-nucleotide messenger RNA. RefSeq names its product phosphatase and actin regulator 2 (gene PHACTR2). The annotation marks the transcript as partial. The transcript has 11 exons. The record is from RefSeq and is a predicted model, not a curated record. Gene Ontology annotation, molecular function: actin binding. Gene Ontology annotation, biological process: actin cytoskeleton organization. NCBI's taxonomy places the organism in Eukaryota, Metazoa, Chordata, Aves, Cariamiformes, Cariamidae.